Molecule: messenger RNA, 447 nt
Organism: Penicillium manginii
Lineage: Eukaryota; Fungi; Ascomycota; Eurotiomycetes; Eurotiales; Aspergillaceae
Exons: 1
Coding region: 1-447 (148 amino acids)
Source: RefSeq, a predicted model, not a curated record
AUGAUCUCAGAUUCGGUUAUUCUCGAUCCACGAUCAACCGAUGAGAUUGAGAUGAUCAGUAUGGGAAAACGGGCGGCAAGUAGUCACGAUUCGAGGUACCUUUGCGCUGGCCUUCCAUCAACCACUAUGGGACCCCUUUUCAAUACGCUUGUGUCGUCGUGGAAUGCAGAUCCAGCCUGCUUUGAGUAUUCGAUGGGGUUCAUUUGGAUUUACGCGUUGAUAGAUCCAAAGAACCGCGAAAUAGAGCUCGACACCUCUAUCAAUACGUCUUGUGAUCCCGUCGAUUACAUGCUACAACAGAUAAAAGACUGGUCUUGGGUAGUUCAGGCAAAGCUAGCAAUGAAGCUUGAGGGGUCCAGCAGGGUGAAAGCCGCUAUCUCGGUUCAAGUUUUAGGCGUUUCUCAAGUCCGCGUCACUUCUACUCAUAAACCAAUUACUUAUCAGUAG